CCUUAUAUCCUUUCAUUAUACCUACAACUCAUUUUCAAUGUUUUAAUAGUGUCUAUUCUUCUAUAUUUUGUCUACUCAUUUAUAUCUACUGUUAAGGCAGACGUGGAAAAUAAAGUGGACUCUUAUGCUUCAGAUAUCAUUCAAGAAAUUGCCCUAUGUUCAAGAGAAUACCUAAGAAACAAUUGUCAGCCAGGUAAAAGAGUCGUUGCAUUAGAAGCUGCAUGUUCACAAUGGGAAAAAUGUAUGAAUCAAGAUCCAACCACUGUGGGAAGAGCCAAAAUUGGAGCUGAAACAUUUGCAGAAAUUAUUAAUGGAUUUAUCAAACCAAUUAGUUGGAAAUCAAUGACUUUCUUGUUUCUGAUAACUGUUGGUUCAUUAGUUUUAACAAAUGCUGCUUUUGGUACCUAUAGAAAUUAU
Molecule: messenger RNA, 417 nt
Organism: Hansenula anomala
Lineage: Eukaryota; Fungi; Ascomycota; Saccharomycetes; Phaffomycetales; Wickerhamomycetaceae
Gene: BRR6
Product: Brr6p
Exons: 1
Biological process (GO): nuclear envelope organization; lipid homeostasis
Cellular component (GO): nuclear envelope; nuclear membrane
Source: RefSeq, a predicted model, not a curated record